Messenger RNA from Trichoderma citrinoviride, 1512 nucleotides. RefSeq lists its product as hypothetical. The transcript is spliced from 3 exons. Gene Ontology annotation, molecular function: DNA-binding transcription factor activity; transcription cis-regulatory region binding. NCBI's taxonomy places the organism in Eukaryota, Fungi, Ascomycota, Sordariomycetes, Hypocreales, Hypocreaceae. Gene Ontology annotation, cellular component: nucleus. Gene Ontology annotation, biological process: positive regulation of transcription by RNA polymerase II. Bases 1 to 1512 code for a protein of 503 amino acids. The record is from RefSeq and is a predicted model, not a curated record.
AUGACCUCGGCAUUGUUUUCUCCGGGAAGCACACUCAGCGGAUCUGGCGGUGCAGGUGAAGGAUCACGUCCUACCAACACAUCGCCCGACUACCUUUCGACCCACGACUUCUCAACUCCCUCGACAGGCUGGCAGCUGGAUGACUUCGUGCUCGAUCCAGGCUAUGUCGCAUCACGAGAGGAACUGCGCUGGCUGAUGCUCAACACUGCGCAAACCGCCCCGUCCUCUCCAGCCCAUGGCGACAGCUUCAUAUCCGGAGUAGACUCCCAGAGUGGCGAGGACCCGACUUCAGCACAGGACGAAACGUCGCGUCUCUUGUCACAGGGCAGAAGAAUCGAGUACCUUAAGAACUAUAUCAGUCAGGUUGCGCCAUGGCUCGACAUGUUUGACAGCUCUCGUGCUUUCGGGCUGCAAGUCCCUCUACUGGCACAGAAAUCCCCAGCUCUCCUGUGUGCAAUUUUGGCCAUUUCGGCCCGCCAAAUGGAGCGUAAACAAGCAUCCAAUGGAACAUCGACACCCCACAAGAGCUUCGAUAGCCUGGAGCUUUAUCAAGAGUCGAUUCGGCUCCUGACUCCUCUCCUGGAAGCUCACGACCCGGCGGUGAUUCCCAUUUGCGUGAUACUUUGCUGCCUUGAAAUGAUGUCGGCAAGUGCAAGAGACUGGCGCCGCCACCUGGAAGGAUGCGCCGCUCUUUUUGAUGCAUUUCAGGUCCACGGAUUCUGUGGUGGGUUGCUUCAAGCUGUGUUUUGGUGCCACGCGAGAAUGGAUCUAUGUGGUGCUUUGAUAUCAGAUGGCACGCAGAGCACCAUCAUCCCACCCAUUGCUUGGCUGCCCCCUGGCACCGAUGAGGUGAACGCCCGCCAGUGCUUUCAAGAGAUGCAGGGCCCCGAUAUGCACGCCAAUUACGCAGUGUAUCUAUGUGCAAAAGCCUGCGAGCUCAUUUCGGACCGCACUCAUCACGAUGAGUUGGGUGUUUCCAACGGAUGCACAGGAGAAGUAAUCUCUUCUCGCUGGAUGAGACUAUGGAGCGACCUACAGACUUGGGUCGAUGACCGUCCCCAUGAGCUGCUGCCAUUGCAGACUGUCGAGUCGCAACCUUUCCCACAGAUACUCUAUCUUCACUGGGCGGCUAUAUCGUCGAACCAACUGUACCACACUGCUUGCCUCUUGUUGCUCGGCUCGAUGCCCAGGAGACAAGGCUCGAUUUCGGGCGUGACGGGGUCGAGCAUCUGGCAUGCAAAGCGUAUCUGUGGAAUCUCUCUGACAAACCCACAUCAUGGAUGUUUGAACAAUGCGAUUCAGCCGUUGUGGCUGGCAGGCAGGCUUCUUACCCAUGAAUCGGAGCAUUCUAUCCUUGUUGACCUGAUCCGCGAUAUUGAGUCCACAACGGGCUGGGGAACCUGCUGGAGGAUUCCCGACCUAAGAGCGGCCUGGGGCUAUUCUAUCAGAAAACCUUUUCGUCCAAUAGAACAUGCUCAUGUCGACCGGUCUCGAGAUACUCAUAACGGAUGA